Molecule: messenger RNA, 17858 nt
Organism: Caretta caretta (loggerhead turtle)
Lineage: Eukaryota; Metazoa; Chordata; Testudines; Cheloniidae
Gene: GAN
Product: gigaxonin
Biological process (GO): cytoskeleton organization
Molecular function (GO): protein binding
Source: RefSeq, a predicted model, not a curated record
UCCGAGCCGGGCCGGGCGCGAUGGUGCCGGGGCAGUGAGGGAGGAAGCCGGUAGCCGAGCAGGCGGGGGACGGAGGAGCGGGACGCGGCAGCCGGGCGAGACGGAGCCGGCCCCGGUCUCAGCGGCGGCCCUGGCGGGCGGUGGGGACGCGGCCCUGGGCGGCGGCGGCGGCGGAUGUCGGGACCGAGCGCGGUGAGCGACCCCCGGCACGCCGCCCGCCUGCUGCGGGCCCUCAGCUCCUUCCGCGAGGAGAGCCGCUUCUGCGACGCCCACCUGGUGCUGGAGGGCGCGGAGAUCCCCGUGCAGAAGAACAUCCUGGCGGCCGCCAGCCCCUACAUCAGAACAAAAUUGAACUAUAAUCCUCCAAAGGAUGAUGGAUCUACAUAUAAGAUUGAACUCGAAGGGAUCUCUGUUGAAAUCAUGAGAGAGAUACUGGAUUACAUCUUCAGUGGGCAGAUCAGGCUAAAUGAAGACACUAUCCAAGAUGUUCUGCAGGCAGCUGAUCUCCUGCUUCUUACAGAUCUUAAAACUCUCUGCUGUGAGUUUUUAGAAGGUUGUGUAGCUGCUGAGAACUGUAUUGGUAUUCGAGACUUUGCACUGCACUAUUGUUUGCAUCACGUUUACUACCUUGCCUCGGAGUAUCUGGAAACUCACUUCCGAGAUGUCAGCAGCACAGAGGAGUUCCUGGAACUGAGUCCCCAAAAACUGAAAGAAGUGCUAUCCCUGGAAAAGCUGAAUGUUGGAAAUGAAAGAUAUGUAUUUGAAGCAGUAAUUAGAUGGAUCUCCCAUGAUUCAGAAUUAAGAAAGGUUCACCUGAAGGAUGUCAUGUCAGCAGUGUGGGUUUCAGGAUUAGAUUCAACUUAUUUGCGUGAGCAGAUGAUGAGCGAACCACUGGUACGGGAGAUUGUCAAAGAAUGUAACAACAUUCCACUUACUCCACCACAGCAGGGGGAGGCAAUGUUAGCCUCUUUCAAGCCCAGAGGUUAUUCUGAGUGUAUAGUGACUGUUGGUGGUGAAGAAAGAGUGUCACGGAAACCAACAGCUGUGAUGCGAUGCAUGUGCCCUCUUUAUGAUCCUAAUAGGCAACUCUGGAUUGAACUUGCCCCUAUGAGUAUUCCAAGAAUCAACCAUGGAGUACUCUCAGCAGAAGGAUUUUUGUUUGUACUUGGAGGUCAAGAUGAAAAUAAGGAAACUCUGAGCUCUGGAGAAAAAUAUGAUCCUGAUACCAAUUCAUGGAGUUCCUUGCCAGCAAUGAACGAGGCACGACAUAAUUUUGGUUUGGUAGAGAUUGAUGGAAUUCUGUAUAUUCUGGGAGGUGAGGAUGGAGAAAGGGAGCUAUGCUCUAUGGAGUGUUAUGACAUUUAUAACAAGACCUGGACCAAGCAGCCAGAUCUGACCAUGGUUAGAAAGAUUGGCUGCUAUGCAGCUAUGAAGAAGAAAAUCUAUGCCAUGGGCGGAGGCUCCUACGGAAAACUGUUCGAAUCUGUUGAAUGUUACGACCCUCGGAUUCAGCAAUGGACAGCCAUCUGUCCACUAAAAGAGAGAAGAUUUGGGGCAGUGGCAUGUGGAGUUGCCUCAGAGCUUUACGUGUUUGGUGGAGUCAGAAGUCGUGAUGAUAAUCAGGCCAGUGAGAUGGUGACAUGCAAAUCUGAAUUCUAUCAUGAUGAGUUUAAAAGAUGGAUUUAUCUAAAUGAUCAGAAUUUAUGCAUCCCAGCCAGUUCUUCCUUUGUGUAUGGAGCUGUACCUAUUGGGGCCAGUAUUUAUGUCAUUGGAGAUCUUGAUACAGGUACCAAUUAUGACUACGUUAGAGAGUUUAAAAGGAGCACAGGAACAUGGCACCAUACUAAACCAUUAUUUCCAUCAGACCUUCGCCGCACUGGCUGCGCAGCCUUGCGGAUUGCAAACUGCAAGCUUUUCCGACUGCAGCUUCAGCAAGGAUUGUUCCGUAUUCGUGUUCCUUCCCCAUGAUUAGUCCUGCAAAAAUGGAGGAGAUGGGAAGAAACCUAACACAGUCCACCGUAACAUAGCUUUAUAUAAGGAAAAACAAAGCUAUUGCAACUGAAACUUACAUUAUAUGCUGUGCUUUGGUAUGGUAUCUGUUUUUGGUUUUGUUUUAAAAUGCUUAAAAACUUGAGUCUCAGCUCUUGUUUGGGGGAUAAAUAGCUCUAUAUUAAACAAAAAAAAUACCAUGACAAAGGGAACACCUUCAGUCCUAACUAUCUAAAAAAAGUAAACUACACUAAUGAGGGAGUUCCUUGCGUCUGAAGCAGGAAGGAAUGGGUAAUAUAACAAAUUGUAUCGAAAAGUAAAAAAAAAAUUUAAGGUGCAUUUCCCCUCAGGGGAAUUGAUAAGAAUUAGCAUGCUGUCUUCAACUGGAUAGCUUUAAUACAGAUAUGCUGUAUGAAAAUCAACCUCUCUGGUAUACUGCAAGACUGUUCUUCAUCUGAAUCAGUUCAAGGGAGAUGUUGGUCAUUGCACCUUUAUUUCUAGCCCUUCCUCACUAGUCAAGGUCUGUGCCUACAAGGGUGGAGGUGUACAUAUGUUUUUCAUUCAUUUCCAAUGUUUUCAUUCCUAAGGAUCUUUUAAAUAUAUUUAAAAUUGAACUAAGAGUUACAAUAUAUUGUAGAUGUGUAAACUGUUUUUCUACACAGUGUCAUUCAAAUGCUCUGAAGAUUCCGUGUAUUGGGGGUGGGCCAGCAUGCAUUCUUUGUGUGGAUUUUGGAAGCUGCAAUGAGUGAAGUAAAGGGAAGGACUGAGGCGUAGAAUAUGUCACACCUUUACUGUGGCUGGUAAAGGAAUGCAGCACGAGUCGCUUUUCUGAGAGAAAUAGGACUCCUUUUCCCUUCAGAUCACUUAAAAAUCACUGCACGUUUGCAGUGUUGAGGAUGUGUAUUUGUGCAAAAGGGGAGAAGGAAAGGUGGGGCAUUAAAAGGGAUAUAUAUGUAUUGUGGAAAACUUGAUUUCAGGUUCCUGUUUUAAAGGAAAUUGUACAGGCAACUUAUAUUGGGAUCAGAAGCUGGUUUACUUAUGAUUUCUGUGCUAAGGUUUUUGGCUUUGAAAGCUUGUUUUAGAAUUCAGUUGUAGUGAAGAAUUUGUCUUAUGGCUUUUUCCUUUUAAGUCUUGUUACCACUGCGAGUAAUAUUUAAUUGAGUUAUGUUAGUACGAAAGAUCUGCUGGUAGAACACACUUUACCUCAUUACUUAAUUUCAUUUUUGUUACUUGUGAUGGGUGACACACAACACUACUGAAAAAAAAAAGAAAGAAAGAAGAAAAGGGGGGAGGGGAAGAAAUUGAGCUGGAAAUGCAGUUGAAACUUAUCCCUAUCUCCACCCUAAAAAGACUCUUCUAAUACUUUGUAGUGUUGCCGGUUCUAUUACAAGACACUGUUCUUUCCACUCUGAAACUUUGAAGGACCUCAAUCAAAAAUCAGUGGGCCAGGUUUUGCCCUCAGUUAUUCACACACACAAAUCCAGAUUAACUCCUUUGAUCCAUCCAAAAUAAUCUUCUCAAAUACAGGCCACAAAUAGAACAAAAUAGCUAGUGUUCAACUAUCUAAAUUUUCCUUAAUGAAACAUUCCAAGGCUUACUAAUUUUCAUCAUCAUUCUGUAAUGUUAACAGAAUAAUCCAAUUAAAUCAAUAACUGCAGGCAGAAUUUAGUCCAUUGAUUUUUUUUUUUUUUUUUUUGUAAUGCUGAAGUGCUGCAGAAUCUGAACUGUAUGUAGUAACCUAUUUUUAAUCACUAUAUUUUUAAUGGUUUUGUACACAUGGCGGUAGAAAUUUACUUGACUUAGUAUUUGUCUUUAAAUUUGUUAUAUUCUUUAUUACAAAAAUGUAAACCUCUGUUUCCAUCUUCAGAUUUUUUUGUUGAAAAAGUUUUGUAAAGAUUUCCACUUUUUAUAAAUUAAAGGCUUACGGUAAAAUGUUCAAAAUCACAUAAAUCAUUUUUGAAAACAGAACUUAGGCAUUUAGGAGCCUAAGGCCUGGUCUACAUUUAAAAUUAGAUCAACCUCGCUAUAUUGCAUAGUGCUGUGAAAAAUUGUAUACAUGGUACGACAUAGUUAGAGGUUGACCUAACCCCAGGUGUAGAUGCAGCUAGGUCAACAGAAGAGCUUUCUGGUGACUUGCCUCCUGCUUCUCAAAGAGGUAGAUUAGCUACAUUGACUGAAAAACCCCUUUUGUUGAUAUGGGAAGCAUCCAUACUAUGGCACUAUAGCAGCUGUGUAUAGACAUGCUCUAAGUCUAAAGAGCCUAAGUACCCAAGUCACUUUGAAAAUGAACUUUGGCUCCUAAAUAAUUUAGAUGCUUUUGAAAACUUUAGCUAAUAUCUUGCAAGAAAUACCUCCUGAGAACUGAAGUUAGUGAGAGCAAAUGGUAUUCAUCACCCAGCAAGACUGGGUAGUAAAUACACAAAAUAAAUUUAAAUAAAUCACAAAUUCUGUGUGCUCUGGCCAUGUUUUAUGGUAAAAGUUAAUAAGUAAAAGUUAGUUUACAUUUAACAAGGUAAAGUAGGAUUAACAUUAGGGUUAUUUUUGGAUUUUCUAAAAAAGGAAAAUUAAAAUAAUUGUCUUGUGUAGCUAAAAUACUCUGUUGGAUUUGACAGAGGAGUGUAAGCAACUUAUUCUAAAACACCUACACACUUUAAGCAUGUGAAUAGUUCUAUUAACUACUGCAGGACUGGGGCCUAAAUUUUUUGAACCAAUAAGUGUACAUUUAAGUGUACAGCUAACUAACUUCCUGUGUACACAGUGCAUGCGUUAAGGAAAACAUUCAUCACGCAUGCUUAGUAUGCAGUUUUUAAAUGGUCGUGUCUUAAUGAAAAGUAUUUUUUGUAAACUCAAAGGCCUCAGUGAGAAUUGUUUGGGUCAAGUUUCAAACUUCAGCCAUUUUUGUAUUAGCCCUAUCUUUAAAAAAAAAAUUGAAAAUGGUAAUAGUGGUGGUUUGUGUUGCUUUCCCUUAGGUUGAACUUUACAAUAAAUAAAUGAAAAGAGAAUUUUGUUCACUUUACCAAAAAAAUACACCUUAAGGUGGAGGCUAGAAUUGAGAACUUCAGAAUAAAAUGUGAAUGUUUUGGAAAGUUAUUAAAAUAAAUAAAUAAAAUAAAUAGGGGUUAAUGGUUCUGCAACCUUAACCAUAGUGGGCACUGUCCUAUUCCUGUUUUAAGAGUGUAAGCCUGUGGCUUCUUUGCCAGAGGGGUAGAGGGCAUGUUCAAAAACAGAAAUAACUAGUAUAGUGCAUGGUUUCUGGUAAAGUUUUGCUUUGAGGACUCUGGCAAAGGCUAAGGAAAGAUCCACCUGGCACCUUUUCCUCCCCAGCCAACCAAUGUGGCUUCAGUAUAGUAACCAGUCUCUGGUCUUUUAAGCCUGGGAAUCCAAGUCUGUUUCUACACAUUGGAUAAUCAUAUGGGAAAUUUGUGCUGCUGAACAUCCAAUGCUAGAUUGGAUUUCAAAUUCACCACCUCUUUGCUUGUUUACCCUUUAUACAGCUCUAGUUAAGAGUCCUCUGCUUAACUAUAGCAAAACAGGUCAUUUUUCCUUUUAAUAUUUUACCAGCAACAGCACAUGAUUUAUCCUGACAAUGCCAUGUCAACUUUGCUGUCCUCAAUCAAGUGACUUGCAGUAGCCCUGAAGCUCUCUUUAAAACUAACAAGAAAAGAUGAAUCUGGAAAUUAAUCCCAAUUUUUAAAGGCUUAUUUAUUAAUCACUGCAGACAAACUUUGUCCUGUGUGCCUGUGGAAUCCUAAUACUCAAAAGUGUGUUCAUACACUGUCUUAUGAGUCGGAGUUACCACUGAAAAUAUAAAAGGUGGAUAUUCAUCAAAGCUACUGCAGCACUUGACUUUUACCUUUAUGCAUUGGGUUCCCCUUCCAAAAAUCCCAGGCAGUUUCAUUUCCAGUAGAGAUGUUAGUACAGUAAUUUUUUCAAAAGAGUUCAGUAGUAGUAGUAUUUAAUUUUUUUGCAAUAUUUCUUGUGCUUGCAUGUCUUGGUAAUUGCACAAUGGUACAAAAGUGAAUUUUUACGUUUUAAGUGCAGUUUCUUGAUUCGGUAGUUCCAUAAAUAUACAGUCUGUACAGGAUGAUUGUUCAUGGUAUUAUGUAUUUGCCAUACACGGUGUGGUAUGCAAUAACAAAAGGAAAGCUGUUAUAAGUGCCAAACUUUUGGUUUUCUCUGUAUAUACAGAUAAUACACUACUCUUCUGUUGCGGUACAGGGAUAUUUAAAAUUCACUGUGUUAAAAAAAGUGAUUUUUUUUUGUAAAAUAAUGCUUCUUUUAAACACUGUAAAUCUCUUUAUUAUUUUUAAUACUGUUCUGCAGGUUUGUGUUACUGUACGUUGCUGCCUUGAAACAUCACUCCACGUGAUGCGUAUGGUCACUCUGCUCUUUAUUAGGGCACUAGUUACACGCAUGUAAAUAAAAAAUGGCAGCUGACAAUAAUAAUAUUUAGAUAAAGUGCAAUUCAUUUUAACUAAUCUCGCCCGCAGAAAGAAGGUUGUGUCUCAGGUUAAGUCACAGCAAAUGUGAGUUUUAACAGGGACACAGAAGUACUCAUAGGCUACAGUUCCUUAUAUUGUAACCAAUGUGUAUUUUUGUGCCACUCUCAAUGACACUUUUCAAGGAGUUUUGUGUUGUUUAAUUGAAUUUAGGAUCAGGAUAUUUUCUGUUCUUGACAUAUUAAGCAUUCUGUCUCGAUUUCUCUUAACUUUAUUUUGUUCCUGAGCUGCGUGUAUAAAUUCUGACUCCAGGGUUCAUUAGAUAUAAAUUUAUUUUCAAUUAGAAUGUACUGAUUCUUGGUUAAUUUGCAGGAUUUUUGGUGCUGUUGAUGUUAAACUGGUGGCAAGUGUUCAGCUCUAGACAGACAUUAGUACUGUAACUUUUUUAAUGUUUGCCAUCCUCUUGCUUUAUUAGUGUGAUUAAAAGCUUUCUUUACCAGGUAGGGUCCAUGUUUCAAGAGCAUGCUACAUCAUAAAGGAAAAUAUACAUAUAUUUUGAGGCACAGUGUUUACUUUUGUAAGCCUUGCAUCUGGGGUUGCCAAUUUUGGUAGGACGUAUUCCUGGAGGUUUCAUCACAUUACAGAUUAAUCUUUAAUUCCUGGAGACUCCAGGACAAUUCUGGAGGGUUGGCAACCACACUUACAUCAUUCAUCUAAUAAGAUUUGGGGCCUGAUUGCUUUCAGUGUCCAUUGACUUGAAGAUAGCACAUGGCUCCCUGUAGGAUUUAGUCCAGGGGGUGUAUAAAUAUAAAUAUGCUUUACUUCAGAAUGCACAAGCAAAUGUUCCAAGGUCUGUUGGUAGGUUGGGCCUUUUGAAUACACAACCUAUCUCCAAAACCUCUGUAGGGUGUGAUGUUAAAUUUCAUCACUCUAGGAAGAACCACUUGUUUACAGACAGUACUUACUAAAUGCUAUAAUAACAUGGCAGCCCUACUGAGUUUGGCAAAAUGGCAGAUGACAUUUCUGUAACUUAAUAGUUGGACUAGUUACCAGUUUUUAAAUAAAAUCUAGAUUAAUAUAUGCUUUAAGACCUUUCCAAGUGCCUAAUUAAACCGACACAAAGCUUUCUCUGUUAUGUAAAAUAGGGACUAUGGUAAUAAAUGCAUUAAACCAUAAGGCAUUACCAACAGGUGAGGUACUUUAACUUUCUCUGUGAUUUGAAUCCCUUAAAUUUUCUUGGCAAACCUAAAAUAGGUAGCUUGCAUGCUACUUAUAAAAAUUAAAUUACCAUACAUGUUUAAAACUAAGGGGAAAUUGUACCCAAUAAUAUCUGGAGAUCAGCUGAAAGACCAUGUUGUAAUGCCUUAAAACUAAACUGGAAGGCUGGAACUUUUCAGCAUAAUAGCUUAUAUCUUGUUGCAUGGUGUCUUUUAUAUUCAAUUCCAACCAGGACGAGCAUGUGAAUACCAAAUACGUCUGUCACAGAGUUGCUCAGACUGUAGAUGAAGUAUGCCAUCAGCUAGGUAUGGCCUUCUCAUUUAAUAAUGAAAUGAGAUCAUAUUGAGACCUUUUUGGUGAAGGGAAGCUUUCUUCUUCUUAUCUCUAGAAGAAAUUCUUACCUAAAUUAUUUCUUCAAUGAUCAGUUAUGAAAAUGUAAAUAUGUGGGGAGGGGGUUUUAAUUAUACAUAGUAAGUACUUCUAAAUCUGAUUUCCCUUCCCUCUCCAAAUCAGUGCUAAUGUUAAUGUAUUUUUUUAAAGCUGUAUUUAAUUUAAAUCCAGUUUGGGGGCCUGAUUUUUCAACCAGGUCCCAGCUCUGUCACUGUUUUUAUUGAUGUAAUCUUGUGCGUGCACAUGAAUACCUGUGUUUGUUUAAUGGCACGCUAAAAACAAUUUUUUUGCACAAAAUUGCACCUUUAAAAUCAAAGACCAUUGCUGAAAAUCUGGGUCUUAAUGUGCAAUAGGAAGUAGGCUACAACAUAUUUAUCAUUCGCUGUUCCUGAGUUUCUCUCUCUUUAGUGAAUUCAUGUUUGAGAGCUCCGGCUAGGCAGCAUCUGUUUGUUUUGAUUAAUUUAUUCAUGGAGCACAAUAGGAAAACAUAGAUUCUAGUUUAAAGGUAAGAAGUAAGCUGUGUCACUUAUUGCUUGUAUUUGCUUGUAUUAAUGGUUUGAGUUUAAAAAAAUGUAGCACUAGAGCAGCAGAAAAAUACCUUUUCAACCUUUCGUGGUUAGAAUAAGAGCUGGUAAAUGAUAAAUGCUUUACAGACAAAUAAGACUUUGUUCCCCAAAACUUGGAACAAGAAAUUUACUAGCUUCCGUUAAGGUUGUAUAUUGACUAAGAGCCAGCAGGAGUACAAAGAAGGAUGUCUGGUACAGUAAUCAAGUUGUACUGUACUAAGGUAGCAUUCAUGAAAGCACUUGUUACGGUUUCAGAUCAUUUUCAGUAGAAAUCAAGAGAUGCAGUCACAUGAACAAAUGUUUUAAGAAUUAGUGUUAAACUUUUUAGUUGGUGGCUCUAACACACACACACAGAAUAAUUUGUGGAUGAUCUGCUAAAAUACAGUUCAUCCUUAUUUUGGGGCAAAAAAAGGGCUAAUCUUCAGCCCCAUUUGAGUUUAAUUUUUUUCCUGAGGUUCCAAAACCUAGUAGUUUUUCUCCUCAUACCUGGAGUUUUUUGUUUUUUUGUUUUUGUUUUUUAAACACUAGAGAAAUAUAUUUCUCAUUGAGACUGGAUAGUAUUAUACUGAGUAGUGCAAUAUUGUAUUGAUACUUAAGUGCAUUUGAUUCAGACCUUACAUAGUACUAAUAGCGGGCUUUUAAAAUGUCAUUAAUAUUAAACAUGAGAGUGAGGAGGGAAAUAUCAAGCUCCAAGAGACAGACACGCACGCUUAGAGUCUUGUGGCAUGCCAGGCAAAGGGCCCAUAAAUUCUGGCACACGUGCUGCCUCCUUUGCAGCUCCUGGCAUUGAAACCAUGGCUAGAAUGAUCCAGUGCCCCAGUAAUCCUAAACUGCCAGAAUGGCCUCUAGGGGCCUGACCUUGUAGAAAUCUGGCUGCAACUGGCUUCUUUUCUGACCCUCUCCUCAACUGCAUCCAUCACGUAUUUGACACAGCUAGUAAUUUGGGCCUAGAGCUCACUCUGCAGUGUUAACGACCAGUUGCCUAAUCAAGGGGCAGAGGAUUUGCAGACCUGUGUUGGAAAUCCAGAGGGGCAGCUUUCAAAUCCUUAUGGAAUCAGAGGGUCACAGGUCUCCCGCCAUUCUUGUGGAGGGCCUGCUAUUUAACUACUUCCUGCCCUCUCCAUUUUCUUCCUUGCUAGCACCAUGGCUCUGUUACUGCUCCAGCCCAGUUUUGAUCCCUAAAUUUGCAUGGAACUGCAUGGAAUAUGCCACAAACAACUCUACUUUUGUAUACACUGGCAUUUUGCUACUGGCUAGCAUCAGUACCAGGCAACUUAGUUGAAACAAUAGUAAAGAAUAAAAUCGUCAGACACAUAGAAGAACAUAAAUUGUUGGGCAAAAGUCAACAUGGUUUCUGUAAAGGGAAAUCAUGUCUUACUGAUCCAUUAGAGUUCUUUGAAGGGGUCAGCAAACAUGUGGGCAAGGGGAUCCAGCGGACAUAGUAUACUUAGAUUUCCAGAAAGCCUUUGACAAGGUCCCUCACCAAAGGCUCUUAUGUAAAUUAAGUUGUCAUGGGAUAAGAGGGAAGAUCCUUUCAUGGAUUGAGAACUGGUUAAAAGACAAGGAAAAAGGGUAGGAAUAAAUGGUAAAUUUUCAGAAUGGAGAGGGGUAACUAGUGGUGUUCCCCCAGGGUCAGUCCUAGGACAAAUCUUAUUCAACUUAUUCAUAAAUUAUCUGGAGAAAGGGGUAAACAGUGAGGUGGCAAAGUUUGCAGAUGAUGCUAAACUGCUCAAGAUAGUUAAGACCAAAGCAGACUGUGAAGAACUUCAAAAAGAUCUCACAAAACUAAGUGAUUGGGCAACAAAAUGGCAAAUUUAAUGUGGAUAAAUGUAAAGUAAUGCACAUUGGAAAAAAUAACCCCAACUAUACAUACAAUAUGAUGGGGGCUAAUUUAGCUACAGUUAAUCAGGAGAAAGAUCUUGGAGUCAUCGUGGAGAGUUCUCUGGAGACAUCCACGUAGUGUGCAGCGGCAGUCAGAAAAGCAAACAGGAUGUUAGGGAUCAUUUAAAAAGGGAUAGAAAAUAAGACGGAGAAUAUCUUAUUGCCUUUAUAUAAAUCCAUGGUACGCCCACAUCUUGAAUACUGUGUACAGAUGUGGUCCCCUCAUCUCAAAAAUGAUAUACUGGCAUUAGAAAAGGUUCAGAAAAGGGCAACUAAAAUGAUUAGGGGUUUGGAACGGGUCCCAUAUGAGGGGAGAUUAAAGAGGCUAGGACUUUUCAGCUUGGAAAAGAGGAGACUAAGAGGGAAUAUGAUAGAGGUAUAUAAAAUCAUGAGUGGUGUGGAGAAAGUGAAUAAGGAAAAGUUAUUUACUUGUUCCCAUAAUAUAAGAACUAGGGGCCACUAAAUGAAAUUAAUGGUCAGCAGGUUUAAAACAGAUAAAAGGAAGUUCUUCUUCACUCAGCUCAGUCAACCUGUGGAACUCCUUGCCUGAGGAGGUUGUGAAGGCUAGGACUAUAACAGGGUUUAAAAGAGAACUAGAUAAAUUCAUGGAGUUUCAGUCCAUUAAUGGCUAUGAGCCAGGAUGGGUAAGGAAUGGUGUCCGUAGCCUCUGUUUGUCAGAGGGUGGAGAUGGAUGGCAGGAGAGAGAUCACCUGAUCAUUACCUGUUAGGUUCACUCCCUCUGGGACACCUGGCAUUGGCCACUGUCGGUAGACAGGAUACUGGGCUGGAUGGACCUUUGGUCUGACCCAGUAUGGCCAUUCUUGUGUUAAGAACAUAAGAACCAAUGGCAAUGGCCAUUCUUAUGUUAUGUUGGCUUUGUACUUUCUUCUAUGCUACGCAUUGCAUUAUUUAUCUUUAAUAAUUCAGUUGGGCAUUUUCAGUUAAGACUUGCUUUCCAUCAAACAUCUAGAAUUACAACAUGUAUGGGUUAUAGUUCACCUGAAUACCUAUGAUUGGUCUAUGGAUAGACCACGUGUAGCACGCUUCCACGUAUCUGUUGUAUUUGUAGCAGGAAGUAUUUGUCUUUUUAAUAAUUUGUGAUUUUUUUUUUUUUGAUUGAGGAUAAACCCUUAUACCUUAACAAAAUCGUGAAAAGUGUAUAAACCCUUAUACCCAGCUACCUUAGUGGUUUAUUUUAUUUUAUUUUUUGCACUUUGCCAAAUUGUGGGAUUUUUUUUUUAGAUUGCAUUCUAGCCUUUAACAAAAGGCUAGAAGCAAAUGGGAAGCAGGGUGGAAUAUUGCCAUUGUCCAAGGAUGGUUUUCCCUAGUUUCCUUUAACAAUGUUUGUCUUCACUAGCAGGUAUAGGGGUUCUCCUGCAGCUGCUGCAAGACAAUUGCUUGAAAGUAACUAAACUUUUAUAAGUAUCAUGAGGUAGCCGUGUUAGUCUGUAUCCACAAAAACAAGAAGUCCAGUGGCACCUUAAAGACUAACUGGUUUAUUUGAGCAUAAGCUUUCGUGGGUAAAAACCGUAAAUGUAAGAAGCAGUCAAAGGCAUAUGUUCUUAUGGCUUUAAAUAGGAAAGUAUUUUAAUAUAUUAAAUUUUUUUGUACUUGUGAACUAGACCAGUUGGACAAGCUUCUCUCUAUUCCUACUGUAUAUUCUGCUCUUUGUGUGGACUUGAUUACAUCUCCUUUGAAGUAAAUGGAAAAACUCCUAUUGACUUGAUUGAUGUUGGAUCAGGCCCUUUUUGUGUGGAAUUCCCAACCUGCCCAUCUAGGGAGAGCAGAAUAUCUAAGAUGAUUUCCAUCUUCCAGAUUUGAGAGCAUGAUUUUUCCACCUACCUUGGAACCUUCAGGUAUCCAGCUUCUGUUCAGUUGAAUAAAAAGGUACCAAUUCAUUCUUUCUUUCCUAAAUGUACUGUUUUGACACACUUCUGAUUUCUUAAACACUGUGUUUGACUUGUUAAAAUGACACUAGUAAAUUGAUAACUGUUAGUGCUUUUUUUCUUGAAUAUUCAGUGCUUAUAUGCAAUUACCUUUAGUUUUGUACAGCUCCUUAACUUGUAAGGGCCUUAAAGAUACAAAUGAAAAUUUUAAGAAAUACCCGUCAGAUCUUUCUGUAAAAUCAAAAUAUGAAACAUUUCACAACGAAAGCUUUCCUCAAAAUAUUCAUAUUAAAUUGCAGUUCAGAUAAAUUUAACCCAGUUAAACUAAAAUUGUAAUGACUAUGCAUGUUCCAGCAAAUGGUACAUCUACUUUGCACUUGGGAGGUGUGACUGCAGCUAGCUUCGAUUUAGGUAGAUUAAUGAUAGCAGCGAAGCCCUGGCCGAAUGAUUUAACCUCAUCCACCCAGGACCCCCCUGGUACAUACUUGAUCAGCUGCCCCGGCUUCACUGCGAUUGUUACGUGGGCAAGCUUUGAUCUAGCUAGAUUGUAUCUACUGAUUGCAGCGUAGAUAUACCCUUAAUGAGUACGAAACAAGGAGCUCUCUACACUGCCAGUGGAGUAUACUGAUAAGUUAUGAAUUGAGGAACGUUUCAUUGGGAACAUAGGGGAUACCCAUUACAUUCUUUUUAUUCAUAGUUCUUCAGCCAGUUCUGAGGAUCUGGCUCAAGGUUGCCCCAUGCAUCCUGCCUGUGGGGAGCAUUCCCACCCAUGUGGCUCCCUGAUUUUUCUGGUUGUUGGGCCAGUCCUGAGGCACAGUCUUCAGGGCUGAUCCAAGUUGCAUUUGGUGCAGUGGCCUACAAAGGGCCACUAUAGCAGCUAGGGACCACUGCACCACAGUGGAGCUCUGGAUAUCGCCUCCCUCUACCCCCACGUUUUUUCCCUCAGCCUUGCCACUUGCGUGGUGUGCCAGCUUGAAGUGGUAUAGCUUUAUUUGCUUUGCAGAGCAGCACAAAACAGUCUUAGUGGGUCUGAUGAUCAAGUUCCUUAAACGCUGGCUAAGGGAUAAAAAGCUGUGUUUUAAUUCUGUUUUCUUUUAAUCAAGAUCAUCAGCUUAGUUUGGGGAAUUAGUAACGGACAAUUAUAAAACAUUUUUGAUGCCAUGGAGAACAUAGAAGCUCUUGCUCCUGCACCAGUUGGGGGAGGGGGAAGAAUCAUGGGAUUAUAGCCAUUUAUGAGCCUAUGUCACUCCUCCAAACAUAAAAUGGGGUCAGCUACCCCCAUGGCAAGCAUUACAAACUUACUAAGAAUCCUCCAUGCAGGGAACCCAUAAGUGAAGGGGGGAUGGGAGUUAUAUGCAUUGUCCACUUGCCUGUUGGGGAAUUCACCAAAAAGUAAUGGAACCUAAAGCAUCCCCAUACUUCAUUAUAGACUCUUCCCCCUUUUUUAGGAAAGCUGAAGGAGGGGGCACUAGAGCCAAACCCACUGACAGAUCGUCUCUGGAUACGUCUGCGCUACAACUGGGAGGUGUAAUUCCUAGCUCAGGUGGACAUACACAAGCUAGCUCUGCUCAAGGUGUCAUGCUGUAAAGAGCAAUGUGGCUCUGGUUUGCUGCCCCAGUAGAUACCCAGGAUCUCAGACAGGGUUGUGCUUCGGUGGCUAGCCUGAACUACUGCCUGUGUGGCCACAUUGCUUGAGCGAGCAUGCUAAAAAUGGCAGAGUUAGUAUGUAUAUAUCUGCCCAAACUGGGAAUAACGUUUCCCUGCUGCAGUGUAGACGUGGCCUCUGCAGCUCUCUGAGAGUUUUGGUAAGGAUGGGUCCACAUCAUUUCCUAUGUAGCAGGGCAAGAAAAAAUGGGUUAUACAAGCCCUGGGAUGAGAGAUGUAGGUGGCAUUACAUGUCACUACAUCAUGGUUGAAGUUUGUGAUUCUACUUUGCUGUGAUACUGGUAGGGCUUUAGGAAACUGAAAGUGUUUUGUUUCAGUUCUCCCAAUUUCAUUGCAAUUAACUCCAUGCUUGUCCAAUGUCCAUCCUCUGAAAUCUUGUAAAACGUGAUUUUUGCAUGGCUAUAAAAAGUCAAUUUUUUCAUGUUCUUCAUUGGGAAGGUUGAUAAUGUUCCAAAUCAGACAGUUUAAACUCAAAAUAGUGACAUUAAAAAAGGCUAGAAUUUUUGCUCAAAAAAGGAUGUUUUGAGUGAAAAUGAGAAAUAGUAAAAUUUCACAGGCCUUUUAUGAAAAUGGAAUGUUUUUUUGCGACAUUGCAACAAAAUGCAAAUCUCAACAACGUAAAACAUUUUUGUUCUGAACAAGGCUAGAAUAGGGCUCCCUUUGGUUUGUGGGCCUGCAAGCAGUGGUUCUGUGAUUAAUUCAGCCCUGCUAAUACCUGUGGCAGAGGAACUAAUUGUCCUCUUAUGCAGUAUUGCCAUGUUGGUGGAAGAUAAUGGAAAUUUGGGAGUGAAGAAUAUGGAAGUCUUACUACAAGGCAGUAUAGCAAGUAUUGUAAUAAAUAUUAGGAAGAAUUUGACAGUUAAAUUCUUUACAAGCAUAUAGAAAAGAACUAUAGGGAUGUGUACACUUUGAUUAAUUGUUUGAACACUUUUCACGAUUUUUUCUUUUGGUGUCUGGCUAUUUGAGAUUCUUCUAAUCUUUCCUUCAAAAGAAAAGUCACAGUUUUCCUUCUUACGCUGACUUCAGGAUUUGCGUUCUUUAAACCAGGUAUAUACAAUAUCGUGGAUCCUGUUGAGUUGGGCUAAAGAAUAAUAAAACACUCAUGCUUUUUAUUAGGUCCAGUCUUGCUGCUGAAUCAUAUGCAAUCCCUACUGGGCCCUUAAUGUUUUUUUGCAGUGUAGUUGUAGCCGUGUUGGUCCCAGGGUAUGAGACACAGAAAGUGGGUGAAAUUACUGGACAAACUUCCAUUGUUGAAAGAGACAAGCUUUUGAGGUGCACAUAACUCUUCUUCAGGUGUCCUGAAGAAGAGCUCUCUGUAGCUCAAAAGCUUGUCUCUUUCAGCAACAGAUGUUGGUCCAGUAAAAGAUACUACCUCACACACCUUGUUUCCUUCCUAUGUUUUAGCACUAGACAAUGCAAUAACAAUCCCAAUAGAGCAUUUGUAAUUGCAUUAGUCAUUCAGUGAAACUAGUGUUAGAAAAGUCAGAAUGCUGACAUCCCCAUAAUGUCUAGCCUUUGCAUAGUGCUACGCCUGCGGUAUCCUACAUCAAUAUCUUCUAUGACAGCACUAUCUUAUGAGGACUUUCCUGUAAAACCCUGUCUGACUGGGUCAAGGAAAAUAUAUUGUCACUUUUCCAUAAGAAAGCCUCCAAGUAUAGGUUUUUCUGGAGACGUGCUUAUCUGGUCAGUCCCAUAUACGCAGUUUAAGAACAAGGUUAAUACAUCACUGAAUUGUUCAUAGACUGUCAUUCUGUAAACUUGCUGGUUGUUGAAGGUUUUAACUUGGAUUUUUUUUUUUUUUUUUUUUUGUAAUUUAUGGAAACUGAUCUUUUAUUUCCAUCUUAUUCCCCACUCUGGAUCUUCAUUAAUUGACUUAAAACUGAAUAGUAUAAGUCACUCGGGGCCAAAUCGGGGAAUCACGCUGAGGUUGAGUGUAUCUGCUUGAGAGAUGGGCGUCUGGAAGAGCCUUGACUCAUGAUCGUAGGAAUCCUCUUUAGCCUCACCCUGCCUCUUCCAUAGGGGAAGGACUGGAGGAUCUGUGCAACUGGGGACCCUGUGCAGUCACACAAGGAUCACCAUGGAGCCAAUCCUUUUGCAACACAGGGGUGCAUGUGUUGUGUGGCUUUUCCAAAUGCAGUCCUCUUUCCCCUCCCCCAUCAGCCCUACCACAAUAGCUCUAUUGCAUGAGAGGCCUGCCAUGGUCAUGGAGGUGAGGUUGGAUUUCUCACCUUAAUGUCUCCCCAGGUUAUUCUGACUCCCUCUGCAAAAUGGGGGUGUUAAUGGUUAAAGCUUUUUGAAGAUGAAACUUAUUGAAGUGCUUAGUUUUUAAUAUCAGCAUGUUUUGGCUAUGAUAUUUUUUCUUUAAAAUAAAACCAAUUACUUAUCCACUCAAAUACUUGUCUCUUUAUACUAUGCUGAUCUUAGCUUUGGAAAGCUUUGGAUGGACUGAUGCCCAAGAAUCUUACAUCCAAAUAAACUACAUCCACCAUUUCCUGCCAGAUUUUUCUCUGAUUUGUUAAGCAUUCUGACUCUCUCUAAAUAAUAUACUUCCCGGUGUCUCCCACUAGGCAGUCUCUUAUUACUAUUGCCAAUAACCUCUUCCUGUUGAAGCAGAGCUUCUAGACAUGGAGCCAGAUCUACCACCAGUUGGAGUGAGUGUCAUCCCAUUAACUUCAUAGCAUUUGUACUCCUUUUUGCCAAUGGUUUAUUGGGUCAUUGUAGCUUACUGGAUCCUUCCAGGUAAAUGUAGAUCUUGCAUGUGUCCCUAUGUCAUCCACUGGUGCCGCUGAUAUUUUCAGAAAUACUUGUAGCUUGGACUUUUCAAAAGAGCCUAAAGAAGUUAGAUACCAAAAACCCAGCCUAAAUCUGUUUAAUUUCUGCCACUCUUUUGGUUUUGCCACUUACAUUAGAAUUCAGAGAUGGAUCCUGUGUGCUCCGGAGUCUUGCUAGAGAUCCUGAGUUCUCUCACUAUUUUGUCUUCCAGUAAAGUUUGUUUUGUCUUAUGGUGUUUCUAUCCCCUUUGACUCAUCCCCUUGUUAACACGAUUAAAAAUGGAAAACGUUUGCCUCUAAUUUUACAUUCUACUGGUAAAUUAUCAGUGGAAUAAUUUUCAAUUACCACCUCUUGCCUGCAUUCACUUGCCGCCUCUAUAUUAACCUCUAGGUGGACUUUUUGGUUUACUGGACAUAUUUUUAUCUUACCCCAUGCCUCUUUCUUAAUCCCCAUUACUAUUUUUUGCCCUUUGUAAUUCAGGUUAGCCUUUGUUUACUUGUACAUAUCCCUCCGACCUGACAUAUCGCACUGUGAAGUGUCUGAAAUCAACUCUGCUUGGCUGAAAUUAAAUGUCUUGUUGGUUUCACUUCAGUCCUAGACCCCAAUUCUUCUAUAGAACAAUGCAAUCAGAACAAAGUCUGAAAGUGUUUUGUUUUUGUUUACUGAAAAUGUUAGAUUCUAGGAAAUGUUUUUCUUUCUUAGAAGUAGCCAGUCCACAUUGUUAGCAGAUUAGAAGUUUCUUAUGCUUCCAUAUUCAAUAUUUUUAAUUGAGAAACAUUAUUUUGGGAAAUGUACAAUUUUUGUACUUUGAUGUCAAAGUGGCCUUUAUAGGAAAAGCACAUACAAUAUUUAGAUUAAAAUUCAUUAGCUAUGUAAUUUUAGUGGGGAUUUUUGUAUUGACAGGGUUUUUAUGCAUUUUUCAAAUAUACUUACUGUUUUGUGUUAGAAAUUAUUUGUAAUAUUUUUUAAACUACAUCAUGAAAUUUUCCCAUGGUUCCUCCUUCCAUUCCAUUCAGUUACUACAAAGCUGUUAGCUAACCCUGUACAUUAAU